CAGCAUUAUUUCAUUUCCAUACUAGAUACAAUUAUGGUGACCUUUGGCUAUUUGCUCCGUUUUAAAAAUGCUUCCAAUGAGACCUUUUAUGGCGAAGUACCGGAAGAAAUUGUCACAAAAGGAUCAUAUAUUGGGUCCACAAUACCCGUAUAUAGCCAAAAUGCGCCUUGGGACUUGGAAUUCCGUCUGCUAGACCGGAAAGAGACAAUAUUUGAAGUCUUGUCCCCUCUUCCAGCCGUACCAAUUUUCAUAGGCGUUGGUUUGAAUUACAAGCAACAUGCAAAGGAAGCUAAAGCAAGUUUGCUGCCACUAGUCGUAAUAAGACCUCAAGAUGCACUUGCUGGCCCAUUUGAAGACAUUCCAAUCAACCCUCAGUGUCAUGCUAUGGACUACGAGGCUGAGUUGUGCUUUGUAAUUGGAAAAGACUGCAAGAAUGUAGGUGAUGAUGAAAAUGCGAUGCAGUAUGUCUUGGGCUACACGGCCGGAAACGAUGUCUCAUCGCGAUACUGGCAAAUGCCUGAGCGCUCGGGUAACCAGCACGGGAUAGCAAAAUCUUUCGAUAAAUUUGCGCCAAUUGGACCUGUUAUUGCUUCUCCGGGCGUCAUUCACGACCCUCACAAUCUCUCGAUUAAGUCAGUUGUGAAUGGCGAAAUCAGGCAGUCUGCACGGACCGAUGACUUGAUAUAUGACAUCCCGACUAUCAUCAGACAUGUUAGCAGAGGUACGACUCUGCGUAAAGGGACAGUCGUCAUGACUGGCACACCAAGUGGAGUUGCUGCAUUCAUGGAUCCACCAGCGUGGCUUCAGGAUGGGGAUAUCGUCGAAGUCGAAAUCGAAAAGAUAGGCAAAAUUAAGAAUAAGAUUGUUUUCGAAAAGUUAUAGCUAGGGCAAAUUACAUUU
This is a messenger RNA of Verruconis gallopava, 900 nucleotides long. RefSeq lists its product as uncharacterized. Bases 34 to 882 code for a protein of 282 amino acids. The record is from RefSeq and is a predicted model, not a curated record. Lineage: Eukaryota; Fungi; Ascomycota; Dothideomycetes; Venturiales; Sympoventuriaceae. The transcript is spliced from 4 exons. Gene Ontology annotation, molecular function: acetylpyruvate hydrolase activity.